Molecule: messenger RNA, 1137 nt
Organism: Vigna unguiculata (cowpea)
Lineage: Eukaryota; Viridiplantae; Streptophyta; Magnoliopsida; Fabales; Fabaceae
Product: F-box/kelch-repeat protein At3g23880-like
Molecular function (GO): protein binding
Source: RefSeq, a predicted model, not a curated record
AUGAAGAAACACUCCGACGGAGAAGUGAAGAAAAGUAAAUCGGUGGUACUUCUGCCACAGGACGUGAUCAUGGAGAUCUUGUUGAAGUUGAAUGUGAAGUCUGUUGUUCGAUUCAAAAGCUUGAGUAAGUCGUGGCUAUCUUUGAUCUCUGAUUCUCGCUUUAGAAAUUUGUAUUUUGAUCGAUCUUCUCCAACAGAGAAACUUUUGAUCAUUUCAAUUAGGGUUUUGGAUCUUACAGUCCCAUCCAUAGACUUCAAUGCGCCCCUAAACCGUGAUUCUUAUAGUUACUUUGAAUUCGAAGUACCAGGUGAAGUUUUUCAGCCUGGAAUUUUUAAAUUUGGAGGUUGUUGUCGAGGAUUUGUACUUUUGGAUUGUUUGGAGCAUCUGUGCCUGUGGAAUCCACGCACAGGUUUCCACAAAAAAGUUUGUCGGCCACCCAUUGAUUCCAACAAAGAGCUCUCUCGUAAUCUGUUGUUUCAAGGUUUGGGGUAUGAUCCAUUAACCGAUGACUACUUGGUGAUUCAACUUUUCGCAAGCAUUACUAUUUACCUUCAAACACAUGCGAAGGUUUUCUCGAUCAGAGCUAACAAGUGGAUGGAAAAUGAAUCUACCGAUUUGUUUUUCACAUACUCUCAGGAUUAUGAUACGCCAUGCAGAGUUGUGAACCAUGUUAUUCAUUGGUUGAGUAGUUGUUUGAAGGAAGAGAUAAUUGUUGGGUUUAUCCUUGCGUUUGAUGUGGCAAAGAGGAAGUUUUUUGAGAUAGCUUCGCCAAUUGUUUUUGGGGAUGGCAUGGAUGAAAUGAGAGUUUUGAGUGAAAUUGAAGGAUUGCUGAGUCUGAAUGUUUAUACAAACAGCAAGCUUUCAAUAGACAUAUGGGUGAUGAAAGAAUACAGAGUAGAAUGUUCUUGGAGCAAGAGCAUUGCCGUGUCUCUUGUUGAUCAUGUUCCACAGAAAUUCUUCUUCCCAGUUUGCGUAACAAAAGAUGGUGAUAUUGUUGGAAACGAUUUGUGUGGAUUGUUCAAAUUUAAUAACAAGGGUCAGCUGAAGGAGAUGCUAUCUUAUCAAGAUGUUUCAGCGCAUCUUCAUGUGGAGAUGUAUCAAGAAUCUUUUCUCUCACUUCCAUGUCCCAAUGACUAG